Molecule: messenger RNA, 276 nt
Organism: Daldinia vernicosa
Lineage: Eukaryota; Fungi; Ascomycota; Sordariomycetes; Xylariales; Hypoxylaceae
Exons: 2
Coding region: 1-276 (91 amino acids)
Source: RefSeq, a predicted model, not a curated record
AUGACUCAAUCCUCAGACAAUGCCGCUCAUAAUGGCACAACUCCACCUAAGCAAGCCCAUUCUUUCUCCGAGAACCCGCCUACCAGUCAUGCUACAGAUAGCCAGAGCCUUAGAGAAUAUCGUCUUGAUAGAUUUAAAAAUGAACCUAACAGUGUACCCCUCGCGAGUGUCCAGCCUGAUGCUCCCGACAAGGCCCAAGAAACGCGCCGAACAAACCUUGCCGCCGAUUUAAAUACUAUCCUCAGCGAGUUCGAUAAGUCCAGUCUGGCCAAAUAA